UUCCCUCGACAAGUUCCACUCGAAGCGCCUCUCUCGUUUCUUCGCAGAUACAAAAGUGAAAACAUUUCGUAAUCUCCAUUUACCAGUGCGAUAUAAAAUAUACUCGAAUCGAAUUUGAUAAGUUAUGGAGGUGAAUUUUCAUCGAUUGGAUGCGAUUUUUAAGGACGAGGGCAUAGGGAAUUUCUACGGGGACUCCGAGAUUUUCAUCACAGGAGGGACCGGCUUCGUGGGUAAGGCCCUAAUCGAGAAAUUGUUGCGGUCCUGUCCUGAUAUCCGAUGCAUUUACCUGCUGAUGAGGGCCAAGAGAGGCCGAAACGUCGACGAGAGGUUUCGGGAGUUGAUCGAAAAUCCGGUUUUCGGGCGAUUGAAGAAGGAAGAUGAGGGUGUUUUUAGGAAAAUCAGACCCAUAUGCGGCGAUAUAACACACUCGAAUUUGGGAAUAAACAAAACCGAUUUGAUUAAUAUUUUGGAAAAAGUUAAUUUCGUGUUUCAUUCCGCUGCGACAGUUAAAUUCAACGAAGACUUAAAACAAGCUCUAAUAUUCAACACAUUGGGAACCAAAAGAGUUCUGGAUUUUUGUUGCAACGUGAAAAACUUAAAGAGUUUCGUCUACGUUUCGACCGCCUUCAGUAACUCGAUUAGAGAGAACAUAGGAGAGACCGUUUAUGACACUUCAUUCAAUAUCGACAAUUUAAACAGUAUUAUCGAUGAUUUAUCGAAAGAUUCUUACGGCAUCAUGGCUAAACAAAUUUUGGGCAACCACCCCAACACUUAUACGUUCACCAAAGCCGUAGGCGAGGAAAUAGUGGAAAAAUACUCGAGAAAAAUACCUUGCGCAAUCGUAAGACCUUCCAUCAUUACAGGAAGCUGGAAAGAACCCUAUCCAGGAUGGGUGGAUAGCGUCAGCGGUAUCACAGGUAUAUUCAUGGAAUGCGGCAGAGGUACAAUAAAAUCCAUACUUUGCAAUGAAUCAUACAAAAUGGACAUCGUCCCCGUGGAUGUUGUUGUAAACACUCUGAUAUGCGCUGCCUGGCACACUGUACAGUACAAAAGCAAAACCAUGAGAAUUUACAACUGCAUCAGCGGCGAAACGAAUCCCAUAACGUGGAAGGACUUCAAACGUUUAACAUUGAAAUACUCCAAGCAGUAUCCCAGCAAAUACGUCACCUGGUAUCCGGGAUUCACCUACAGAUCGAGCAGGUUCAGGCACGUGAUCUGCGCCAGCGUUUUCCAGAUAAUCCCCUCGGUUCUUCUCGACGCCUAUCUGUUCUGCGUGGGUAAACCCCCCAUGAUGUUGAAGAUAAGCAUGAAAUUCUACGAGGCCUUGCUGGCGGGCAGUUAUUUCUCGACGAACGAAUGGACAUUCGAGGUAUCGUCGAUGAGAAGUCUGAUCAAGGCGGCCGGGGCGGCUCCUGAUGGAAGAUCCUUCGAAAUGGAUAUGGACAGGAGCAGCGGUUUCUGUUGGGAUAGUUACGUGAAGGAUUUCAAUUUGGGCGUGAGACGGUACAUUCUCAAAGAUGAUUUCGAGAGUUUGGAGAAGGCUCGAUUGAAACUGAAAAGAUUAUUAUGGUUCCAGAAAUUCAUGCAAAUAAUACCGGUGUAUCUAAUGUACAGGUUGGUGUAUUCGUUUUUAAAUAAAUGGAUGUGGCAGUUACUUUAAGCUUUAAAGCGAAGAAUCAGAAGCCAUUAUGAAAUAAAUUAGGUUUAAUUACAAUGUAUUAUACUUAUAAUAUAAAACCAAUAAAUAAAUUUAC
Messenger RNA from Phyllotreta striolata, 1754 nucleotides. Lineage: Eukaryota; Metazoa; Arthropoda; Insecta; Coleoptera; Chrysomelidae. The record is from the annotation of a GenBank genome assembly.